AUGACAAUCCAACCGGCUUUACCUACACCUCCUGCCGGCGGCCGCCCUCAUUAUUUCCCUCCUACGGCUCCUACUCCCCCGCCGAACAUGAUGCGUACUGAGAUCCGUCGACCAAGCGUCAACUUCCCGCAAUCCGGUAGUGCCAGUCCAAUUACACAGUACUCACCUUACAGCCAGCCAGCCUCUGUUGCGUCGAGCCAAUACGACAACCACAGUACUCAGGGACCAUACGGCCAGAUGCGUAGACACACCCCAGUGCACGAUUCCCGUCAGGGGUCUGUGUCCAUGGAGAGUGAACGCAAUAGCAUGAUAGCCAUGGCCCCAUCCAACCAGAGCAGUGUUCAGCUCAUGACAAUCCAGAGCCAGGACGGGUCUUUGCACAACAUCCAAGUGGAAACACAAACCGCAUCCAAAGGCGCCGAUGAGAAGAGGAGGCGUAAUGCUGGCGCAUCAGCACGUUUCCGUGCCAGAAGGAAGGAAAAAGAGCGCGAGGCUUCCAUGAGCAUAUCGAGAUUGGAACAGAGCGUCCGCGACUCGAACGAGGAUGCUGAGUAUUACCGUUCUGAGAGGGACUACUGGAGAUCGAUUGCCAUGCAAGCUCAUCCAGAACGCCACAUCACCCGACCGCCGUCGCCUCGGCUGAGGCGUGUUUCGGUAGCACCGUCACGCGCACCAUCUUCUACAACGGGACAUGGCUCAGAGGCUUCGUAUGACGACUACGAAGAGGAAUUUCGCGAGGAAGAGCGCAACGUUCGAAGGAGAACCAGUAGCUACCAUCCAGCUGUUGGUCCUCACCACGCCGAGGCACCUUCCAGUCACGACUCACAUGGCUAUCCUGCAUCCACCUUUGCACCUGUAAAUCACUCUGCACAGCAUACUACCCAGCCUCAUCAGUAUCCACAGCACCAACAGGCGCAAACCACAGGUCCUCACCAUCCUGCGCCUAAACAAGCUGCUUACCGCGACUCUUUCCCACCUGAGGCUCGUCGAUACGAGCACCGUGCCUAG
Alternaria viburni is the source of this 1008-nucleotide messenger RNA. RefSeq lists its product as uncharacterized. Bases 1 to 1008 code for a protein of 335 amino acids. The record is from RefSeq and is a predicted model, not a curated record. Lineage: Eukaryota; Fungi; Ascomycota; Dothideomycetes; Pleosporales; Pleosporaceae. Gene Ontology annotation, molecular function: DNA-binding transcription factor activity. The transcript has a single exon. Gene Ontology annotation, biological process: regulation of DNA-templated transcription.